GGCUUUAUUGGAGAAUAUGGCAUAUGGAUCUUGUUCAGUCUGCAGUCCUGUACAGCGUGAUGACCCUCAUCAGUACCUAUCUCGUGGCUUUUGCAUAUAAAAACGUCAAGUUUGUCCUCAAACACAAAGUAGCCCAGAAAAGAGAAGAUGCAGUUUCCAAGGAGGUGACUCGCAAGCUGUCUGAGGCAGACAACAGGAAGAUGUCCCGCAAGGAGAAGGAUGAAAGGAUUCUGUGGAAGAAAAAUGAAGUUGCAGACUAUGAAGCAACAACUUUCUCCAUCUUCUACAACAACACCCUCUUUCUGGUGCUGGUUAUCAUUGCUUCCUUUUUCGUGCUGAAGAACUUCAACCCCACUGUAAACUACAUCCUUUCUAUCAGUGCUUCCUCAGGACUGAUUGCUCUGCUGUCCACAGGAUCCAAGUAGACACAGAACCCUCAGCAGUUCCUGAGAGAGGCUUCAGCUGCCAUGAAAAUGCCUAAGGGUGGAAUAGGAAUAUUUUUUGGUUUUUAGCAUGAGGAAAACGUGGGGAGGGUUUGAAUCCAAAAUGGUUGAAUUGUAUUUACUUUUGGUAUCUUUACAUGGUAUUUGAUAUUGGAAUUACUCAGUUUUGGGUUUUUUUUACUUAGCAUGGAGAGGGGGUGUGAGCUGUGAGCAGACAUCACCUUUCUGCAGCUCCGCCCUGGGGACAAUCCAUUUAUCAUUGUAACUUGAAAAAUUGUAAUUAAAAAGAUCUUUUUUUGCCAUUUGA
Messenger RNA from Zonotrichia albicollis (white-throated sparrow), 750 nucleotides. The record is from RefSeq and is a predicted model, not a curated record. NCBI's taxonomy places the organism in Eukaryota, Metazoa, Chordata, Aves, Passeriformes, Passerellidae.